CCACGGCCUGGACGGCCCUCUCCCCCCCACCCCCCAGAUAAGCUUUUUGGGAAGCGGCUCUUGCAAGCGGGUCGGUACCUGGUGUCCCACAAGGCGUGGAUGAAGACUGUGCCCACGGAGAACUGCGACGUGCUCAUGACCUUCCCAGACACGACGGAUGACCACACCCUGCUCUGGCAAAAAAGCCACCACCGCCGCACGCGUGCCUAUGCCUUCUUCGUCACCGCCACGUAUGAGAGCCUCCUCCGAGGGGCCGACGAGCUGGGUCUGCGGAAAGCAGUGAAGGCGGAGUUUGGCGGGGGGACCCGCGGCUUCUCCUGCGAGGAGGACUUUAUCUACGAGAAUGUGGAGAGUGAGCUACGCUUCUUCACCUCCCAGGAGCGACAGAGCAUCAUCCGUUUCUGGCUUCAGAACCUGCGAGCCAAGCAGGGCGAGGCUCUGCACAACGUGCGUUUCCUGGAGGACCAGCCAAUCAUCCCCGAGCUGGCGGCCCGAGGGAUCAUCCAGCAAGUGUUCCCGGUCCAUGAGCAACGCAUCCUGAACCGCCUCAUGAAGUCCUGGGUGCAGGCUGUGUGUGAAAACCAGCCCCUAGAUGAGAUCUGCGACUAUUUUGGUGUGAAGAUUGCCAUGUACUUUGCCUGGCUGGGCUUCUACACGUCGGCGAUGGUCUAUCCAGCCGUCUUCGGCUCCGUCCUGUACACGUUCACAGAAGCCGAUCAGACAAGCCAGGAUGUAUCCUGCGUGGUCUUCGCCCUGUUCAACGUGGUCUGGUCAACACUCUUCUUGGAGGAGUGGAAACGGCGGGGGGCAGAGCUGGCCUACAAGUGGGGGACUCUGGACUCACCAGGGGAAGCCGUGGAGGAGCCACGACCCCAGUUCAGGGGUGUGCGGCGCAUCAGCCCAGUGACGCGGGCCGAGGAGUUCUACUACCCGCCCUGGAAGCGGCUGCUCUUCCAGCUGUGUGUGAGUGUGCCCUUGAAAAAAAACUGCCUCGCCCAGCUGCCAGGGUGAGCCAUGAACGCCCUCUCCCUGCAGGAGCUGGUGCUGAGUGUGAAGGGUCUGCCCCGUCUGGCGCGGUUCCUGCCCAAGGUCAUGCUGGCCCUGCUGGUCAGCAUCAGUGCGGAGGGCUACAAGAAACUGGCCAUCUGGCUCAACGACAUGGAGAAUUACCGGCUGGAGAGCGCCUACGAGAAGCACCUCAUUAUCAAGGUUGUUCUGUUCCAGUUCAUCAAUUCCUACCUGAGCCUCUUCUACAUUGGCUUCUACCUCAAGGACAUGGAGCGCCUGAAAGAGCUCCUGCUCGUCCUGUCCCUGUCCCAGAGCCUCGAGCGGCAGCUUGGGCGGGCAGUGCUGGGCCCGCUCGUGGCCCUGCAGUUCCACCUGCUCCUCCUCUCCCUCCGGGGCCUCCUGCACCUGGCCCAGGCCAAAAUGCUGGCCACUUUGCUGAUCACCCGCCAGUUUCUUCAGAAUGUUCGCGAGGUCCUGCAGCCACACCUGUACCGGCGGCUGGGCCGAGGCGAGCUCAGCCUACAGGCCGCUUGGGAGCUGGCCCAGGCCCUGCUUGGCCUGCUCAGCCUUCGGCGCCCUGCACCCUACCACCUUGAACCCCAGGCCGAAGAGGGUGGCAGCGGUGGUGGCAGGGGGCGCCGCAGGUGUCUCAGCGGGGGCUGCGGGGCACCAGAGGAGGAGGAGGAGGCCAUAGUGGAACGGCGGCCCACGGGGGAAGGUGGGGAGGGAGGGAAUGGAUUGAGAGGGGGCAAGGAGGAGGAGGAAGAGGAGGAGGAGGAGGAGGAGGAAGAUGAGGACGAGGAAGAAGGGGAGGAGGGCGACCUCCUGGACUGCGGGCUCCGUCUAAAGAAGGUCAGCUUUGCUGAGCGGGGGGUCAGGCGACACCGGCCAGGCCCAAGUCCGGAGGCACUCCUGGAGGAGGGGAGCCCCACCAUGGUAGAGAAGGGGCUGGAGCCGGGCGUGUUCACACUAGCCGAGGAGGAUGAUGAGGUAGAGGGGGCACCUGGCAGCCCUGAGCGGGAGCCCCCAGCUGUCCUGCUCCGCCGGGCUGGGGGUGAGGGCCGUGACCAGGGGCCGGAAGGGGGCCCAGAGCCGGAGACUGGCUCAGGCAACUUGGCCCAGAAGCAGCGGCGGCAGAAUCGGUCCUCUUGGAUCGACCCGCCUGAGGAGGAACACUCACCCCAGCUCACCCAGGCUGAGCUUGAGAGCUGUAUGAAGAAGUACGAGGACACGUUCCAGGACUACCAGGAGAUGUUCGUGCAGUUUGGCUACGUCGUGCUCUUCUCGUCUGCCUUCCCCCUGGCUGCGCUGUGCGCCCUGGUCAACAACCUCAUUGAGAUCCGCAGCGAUGCCCUCAAGCUGUGCACGGGGCUGCAGCGGCCCUUUGGGCAGCGGGUCGAGAGCAUCGGCCAGUGGCAGGUGUGGGAGGGCCAAGGGCUCCAAGCUGAGGUGCACAGGGAGAUGGGGUGCACCGGGAAGGAGCACAAGGCCCAGAGAGGGGGGCUGACCCCACCUGAGCCCCACCGUGUCCCCCCGCAGAAGGUGAUGGAGGCCAUGGGUGUCCUGGCGAUCAUCGUCAACUGCUAUCUCAUCGGCCAGUGUGGGCAGCUGCAGCGCCUCUUCCCCUGGCUCAGUCCCGAGGCGGCCAUCGUGUCCGUGGUGGUGCUUGAGCACUUUGCUCUGCUUCUCAAGUACCUCAUCCACGUGGCCAUCCCUGACAUCCCCGGGUGGGUGGCCGAAGAGAUGGCCAAGCUCGAAUACCAGCGCCGGGAGGCCUUCAAGAGACACGAGCGCCAGGCCCAGCACCGCUACCAGCAGCAGCAGCGGAAGCGGAGGGAGGAGGAGGAGCGCCAGCGCCACACAGAGCACCACCCCCGGCGGGAGCGGCUCUUCCCCUUUGGCAGUGGAGCCCGGGCUGAGGCUGGGGCCAAUGGGGCGGGCGGGCAGGUCCGGUUGGAAGGGACCCCCGGCGGUGGCAGUGGCGGUGGCCGGGCCCAGCGCUGUGGGCCGGCAGACGAGGCUGCAACUGAGGAGCCAGAUGUCCUCCGGCCGGAAGAGGAAGGCUCAGGGACAGCGCUGGCCCCAGUGGGCACCGCAGCCCUUCGCACCCGCAGCAGCCGAAGCCCCGUGCCAUCAACACUCAGGCCCCCGACACCGCCCGCCAGCUGUUGGCAGUGGGAUGGGCCUUGGGGCUGUGGGGGCGAAGGCACUGCCCCCCGCCAGGCCCCUGCCACCAAUGCAGAGUGCCCGCCCUGUGCCCUGGCUGGGGCCCCGCCCGCUCCCCAGCCCCUGCCAGGAGACACCAGCUUCUACAGCCUUGCACCUCUGCCUCUGCCACCAUCCUCCGAGCCCCCUGAGUCCCCCUCAGCCUCUCCCAGCCCCCAGGCUGUGUGCUGGCCCAGUGGCUGGCACUAGCUCUGCCUGGCGCCCUGCCUUCCUAUUCUCAUGCAAUAGCAGUCACCAAUGGGCGGCCACGGCCCAGAAAAUGCUUUGGCUCCCUUGGGCUCCUCCUCCUGGGGCGAGGGCCUAGCUCCCCUAUCUGCCGUUUUCCUUCUGACUAGGAUGGGGGAAAUGACCCCCCCCCCCC
Molecule: messenger RNA, 3595 nt
Organism: Myotis davidii
Lineage: Eukaryota; Metazoa; Chordata; Mammalia; Chiroptera; Vespertilionidae
Gene: ANO8
Product: anoctamin 8
Biological process (GO): chloride transmembrane transport
Cellular component (GO): plasma membrane
Molecular function (GO): chloride channel activity
Source: RefSeq, a predicted model, not a curated record